Molecule: messenger RNA, 2041 nt
Organism: Calypte anna (Anna's hummingbird)
Lineage: Eukaryota; Metazoa; Chordata; Aves; Apodiformes; Trochilidae
Gene: ATF3
Product: activating transcription factor 3
Exons: 4
Coding region: 93-638 (181 amino acids)
Biological process (GO): regulation of transcription by RNA polymerase II
Cellular component (GO): nucleus
Molecular function (GO): RNA polymerase II cis-regulatory region sequence-specific DNA binding; DNA-binding transcription factor activity, RNA polymerase II-specific
Source: RefSeq, a predicted model, not a curated record
AGCCUAGAAGAGGGUUCGGCCAGCGGUGCGGCAGCGCAGCGGGGUGGGUGCGGAGCCCCUUUCCUUCGGCCGGGAAAGCAGCGGGAAGCAAAAUGAUGGUCCAACACUCAGGCCAGGUAUCUGCAUUAGAAGUCAGCGCCUCCGCAAUUGUUCCCACUUUGUCCCCUGCAGGGUCACUGGGGUUUGAUGAUUUCACAAAUUUAACCCCACUGGUGAAAGAGGAACUGAGGUUUGCCAUUCAGAAUAAGCGUCAGUACCACAGGAUGUCUUCUACAUUGGACACAGUGACAGUCUCUGAAAGGCCAAUUGAAACAUCAAUCAUGAAAACAGAGUUUUCUCCUGAAGAAGAUGAAAGAAAAAAGCGAAGAAGGGAAAGGAACAAAAUUGCUGCUGCAAAAUGCCGAAACAAAAAGAAGGAAAAAACAGAAUGUUUGCAGAAAGAAUCAGAAAAGCUGGAAACUAUCAAUGCAGAAUUAAAAGCCCAGAUUGAAGAGCUAAAGAAUGAGAAGCAGCAUUUGAUAUACAUGCUAAAUCUUCACAGGCCCACUUGUAUAGUUCGGGCACAAAACGGAAGGACACCUGAAGAUGAGAGGAAUCUUUUUAUUCAACAGAUCAAAGAAGGCACGUUACAAGGUUAAGUGAUAUGGCGAAUGUGGAAGUAUUUAUAAUGUUUAUAACAACUACCAGAAUCCACGAAGGACAUGACAUAACGUGUAGGAUUCUAUUAGUCAAGAACCUUUAGGAAGGGCAGAUUGCUUUCUUAAGCAGAAAGGAUCGUUUUGGCUUGACAGUGAAUCUUUUUCUUGGAAGAUCUGGUCUCAAUCAAAUUGAAGAGUCUUCUGCCUCAAACAUAGGUUUUGCACCUCUCAUACUUGCUGUUCCUAGGAGCUACAGACAACAGCUUCAGAAGUUUUAGCUCUCUGCUAGUAUACAGUAUCUGCACUCACAACGUUUGUGCUAGAACACUAUGACUUUCCAUGAUGCACAUGGUACAGACAGCCAUGCUGGAGGGACACUACUUUUUCGUGUUGCUGGUAGGGAAAGCAGACUGAGAGUAUUUUUAAAGUUUUGAAGUUUCCAGGGGGAGUUUCUGGCAGAAUGUACUGAUCCAUAAUGUUGCGUUCUAACCUAAUACAGACACACACAAACACACACAAAAAAUCUAGUUCCAACUAAGCUUUGUCAUAGUUUUUUUCACAACACUUGUGUGGGUUUUCACUAUGACUCAUCUCAGAGACUAUAUUUGAAAAGCCUGGUAGGUGCGACAAAGAAAUGUUUCUUGUAAAAUGCUCAUGUAGCUAAGUUUGUAUUUAUGGAACCCCACCUACUAUCCUUUGGGGACUACUGUUUUUCCCUUGAACUGGUGAAGAGCAGCUUGUACCACCACUUGGUGACUCAGUGAAUUGGACCCACUGGAAAGAGGAGACUGACUACAGAGGGAUAUUGAUAGGGGGUUUGCCCAAUUAAAGAACUCCAGGUUCUUGAAUCAUGAACAGUUUUUAAAAAAGAUUCCUCUAGGAUCUAACCCUAAAAGCCUUAACUUAUGCUAUUAACCCUCAGCUGUUUAACCAUGGAAGAGAUUCCAUGGACUUCAGUGGGUCUGCUUAUGCAGAUGGCUCUUAUGGGCAUAAGAGCUUGACAAAGCUUUCUCCAUUCUGAUCAGGACUACUUCCUUUUACCAAGUGUCUCAGAGUGAAAAAAUAUGAUUUCAGCUACUCUUAUAUUACAUUUGAGUGGCACCUACAGUCAGGCAGAAGUGUUACUUAGAAUCUAAAGGAAGAAAGUUUUGAUGUAAUCAAUAGUUGGUUUUAUUUUUUAUUAAAUACUAACUUUAGAUGUUUUUGAAUUGGUAGAAGAGCUGCUGGACAAGACAAUUGGAGCUAUGAGUGUUUAAAUUCUGAUGUUUCUGUGAAAUUCUCAGACUGUUUAAUCCUAUAAAAUAUAUCCUUACAGUUUUUUUGUAAAAGAAAAUAUCCUUAUUUAUCACUAAUAUCAUAAUGACUAGAGUUAAUAAACACUGCAAGCAAGAUAAAACUGAAAA